CACACGUCGUCGUAACCGACGGAGUACCAGUUAUGCAUAGAUACAAAUAAAUGUGCAAAAAAAGCUUUCACACGCGCGCGAGCACACAACCAUUUGUAAAUUGUUUAGAUAUAAUUCACCAUUAUAUAAAUUACGUAAUUAUACACUUAGAUAUUAUUUGACUGGUUUUGAGUUGACAUUUAAUCUUUUUGACCUCAACUAUAUUCCGGGAAUCGGUUAAAAUUUUCCACAAAUUCUACGUACAUAUAAACAUAAUGCACGCUGCCCUGUCUUCAUCACUCUACGCUGAACAAUCAACUGUGCAGGAAGUAUGAGGAAUACCAUUGCAAAUCAGAACACUGUUCUCAAAGUUACAAAGGAUAUUUCCAAGAAUUUGGAGGAAAAUUAGAAAAUGGAGCAAAGCAAUAGUGUCAACGUUUGUGUUAGUGUUUUGGAAGAACUAAAUACUAAAAUGGUGGAUGUUUAUUUUCCAGUGAUAACGUAUCUCGGAAUUUCAAUGGCACUUGGAACAAUUGGGAAUUGCUUUGUAUCAUACAUAUACUAUUAUAAAUUUGAUGCGACAGCCACGCAUAUGUUUAUUAUAGCACUCUCUGUGUGUGAUUUUCUAACUUGCAUAAUAUGUAUACCUAUGGACGUUGUGAUUCUACAUUUUUCCUACACUUUUCACAAUGAUGCUGCAUGCCGUGUGAUACGUUAUGUGGUAGCUGUAGCAGUAAUCAAUUCAGCUUUGAUUGUAUUUGUUAUAGCAGUUGAUAGAUACAUUCUUAUAUGUCGACCCCUUAAACAAAAUAUCUCCGUUAGAAAUUCAAAAAAGAUUCUAGCAUUUUUUACAAUCUUCACGCUUAUUGUUUCUAUACCAGCAAUUUUUGUACACGGCAAACAAAACAAAAUGGUGAAACGAUGUGGAAAUAUAGGAAAGGAGUGUUCACUUAUUCCCUAUAUAAAUGGCACAAUAUAUUCUUUAGCCUAUUAUUCUUUCGUGUCGACCGUUUGCUGUUGUAUGUUAAUAAUUCUUUUGAUUAUAUACUUAUUAAUUGGAAUGCGCAUUUGGAAAAUUUACAAAGCGAAGAAAAUUAAAGCAAUUCAGUUUCGUGAAACUUUCACUACUCGCACCAUUACCAAACUUGAAGAUCAGUUUACAGAUAGUCGUUCUUCAGUGAUGCAACCAUCCACUUUUGCACAUCUUAAAAAACAAUCAAUGCCACCAGCUCGGUCUAAUUUAAUAUUCUUCAUCAUCACUUUGGUGUGGAUUAUCGCUUAUAUACCACAUUUCGGCGGAGUAUUCUGGAUGUUGCUCGUUAAAGAUUUUGAAGUCGUUGCAAGUGAUAAAGAACUAGUGAUUAACAAAUUAUUAACGUAUUCUCUUUAUCUCAGCUCUGCUCUUAAUCCCUAUAUUUACGGACUUUUUAAUCGACAGUUUCGUAAUGAAUUGCUUGCUUUAUUUCGCAAUCUUUUCAAACCGUGUAAUAAAAAAAAUAUCGAAAUUCGUUGAAGCCAUCAUUUUAUAAUCAUUCAUAAGUUCUUUUCAACUUAAAAUAUGCAGAAACUGGUAUACAUGAUUUGCCACACAAAACUAUUUUUCUUCGAUAUUUGAAUGUUAUAUGAAAACAAAUAUAAAUCGUUCGGAAUACGUAACUACACGGU
Octopus sinensis (East Asian common octopus) is the source of this 1644-nucleotide messenger RNA. RefSeq names its product cholecystokinin receptor type A-like. Lineage: Eukaryota; Metazoa; Mollusca; Cephalopoda; Octopoda; Octopodidae. The transcript is spliced from 2 exons. Gene Ontology annotation, biological process: neuropeptide signaling pathway. Bases 392 to 1492 code for a protein of 366 amino acids. Gene Ontology annotation, molecular function: neuropeptide receptor activity. The record is from RefSeq and is a predicted model, not a curated record. Gene Ontology annotation, cellular component: membrane.